Molecule: messenger RNA, 234 nt
Organism: Didymodactylos carnosus
Lineage: Eukaryota; Metazoa; Rotifera; Eurotatoria; Philodinida; Philodinidae
Source: the annotation of a GenBank genome assembly
AUGUCACGUAAAGUUAGCACGUCGGAUGAUAAAGAAGAAUUAACGGAAGCAUUCAAAGUUUUUGACAUAGAUGGAAAUAAUUUGAUCGAUGCAGAAGAAUUACGACAAGUCAUGAAUAAUCUUGGUGAAAAACUGACGCGAGAAGAAGCAGAAGAAAUGAUCAGAGAAGCGGAUACUGAUGGAGAUGGGCGGCUUACUUUUGAGGGUAAGAUUGAAAAAAUACUAAUAGCUUGA